AUGACCGACGAUCUUUGGGUUUCUUUGGUCUCUGCAAUUCAUCCCACUCCCAACUCCGACACCAUGCCUGCCCUUCUCCAAUCCACCAUUCACCUUCUUGAAUCCGAGCUGGUCAAGGCUCGCGCGGCGCUCCAGGAAAUUCACCCUCAUGCGCCGCUCCUGCGCAUUGGCGACGAGGUCGCCGUCGGCGCCAUGGCCGCAUAUCGUCAAAAUCUAAUCAGCCGCGCCCCAGAUUUCUACGGCUCUCGUCGAUUUACCAUGAAGGAAUUGGGCCUCGAGCCGGUCGUACGAGAAAUUCCGGCAGAGAAGAUUGCUCCUGUUGAGCCCAUUCCGCAACGCAAGCCUGCAGCCAAACGACGAGCUCCGCUGGAGGAUAUGCUCACCAAUAGUCUGAUCCUUGACAAUAUGGCGCCGUAUCUCGCCACGCCAUCGCUAAUGGCCCUGGCUUCGACUUCGCGACUCCUCUACAAUGUGAUUACGGGUACUCCUUACGUGUUCAGACAUUUGGAUCUGACUCGCUGCAGAGGUGCGCAAUUGCCCAUCAAAUCGUCCAAGGAGGAUGAAAUGAAGACCGAGGAUGAGGUAUACUCGGCUCCAUUGCGGCGCAUCUUCGGCAGCCUUGAAAAGCGUUCCAUCUUGCAAGACGUGCGCACACUGGUCCUGGACGGUCUUUCAGUGCCAGCCGACCUGAUCGCAGACAUUAUCAUGUCCGAUCGAUUCAAUGUCAACAUUCUGUCUAUCCGCGAGUGUCAACACCUCAACGAGCGCAAGCUGAUCCAAGUCAUCCAACAUGCCGUGCGGCCCACACGCCCAGAGGGAACCCCGAAAGUGAAGGGAAUCUAUCAUUUCUCCCCAAUGCAUACUCCCCCGCGCGCCGCAGUGCGACGACGAUACCGUGACUGGUGGGGAUCCCGGGUGGGAAGCUCACGAAGCUCCAGCCAGAGCCCGUCAAACAGCUCCUCCGACAACGAAGACGAAGAGGCAGAAACAGUGACUCGACGAUACGAGCGAAACGAGUGGUACAGUCCUUCGGGAAAAGUAUUCAAGCACAGUAUAGACGAAGGCUGGGCGCAGACUCUCCAGAAAUGCGAGGGGAUCAUCGCCUUUGACGCAGUCUUGUGCCGCGGACCACGCCAUGAUGUCAAUCUCUACUCCAACGCAGAUGAGGAGAACCCCGCCCCCGAGGGCCGCUUACUUGGCCCCUCUAUCGCCACCGUGGCUCUGGGCCCACGAGGAUGCGAUGGAUGCCAUAGUUCGCCCGAAGGCCCGGCAAUCUGGGGCCAGUCCCCAGACACCCAGUUCCCACUGCUGAGCCCUGUUCCUUUGCAUGUGUCCAGUGUUGCUGCGGCCAAGCGGCCAGAGCUUAUUCCCGGCGAGCAUCCUGUGCUGAUCGCGCGGUGUACUGACUGCUUGACUGAUCGCUGGUGCCACCGGUGCAACAAGUGGUUCUGUUCGAACUGUCUGCCGCAUCCGCAGCAUGUUCAGGCUAGCUUGACGCCGCAUCAGACUGCGAUCCGGCCACCGCAUCAGUAUACGCAUGGGAAUGGACCUGUUCAUGUUGAGCGAGAGGUAUGUGGUGGAAAAGACUCGAGCGAGGGUGCGGUUCAUGCAAGCGACACACUCAGCGCACCUGUCAGAGCUGCCGAGGUGAUUACUGCAUCGAGCAUAAUGAGGGAUGCUCGGCGACUAUGUGCGACUGGUGCAAUACCAGCUCUCGCCACCGAAUGCGGAGCUUCCGUUAGAGCAGGAGAGGGCGACAAAAUCACAUUACCCCAGUCCGCACUAGAACAGCUUCUCGCCGCAGCACCUCUCCAACCGAUCCCGACCCCGUCGAAUACCGCGCGCGUACACACCUCCACCUUUGACCCAUUCAAUCCACAUACAUUCGCGGCGGAGUCGCGGGCGCGGCAGCAGAUUGAAGAGCGCCAGCAACAAUUACCCCAUCCGUUGACGUUUCGGAUUGUGAACCCGUUGAAUGACCGGUUCGUGUAUGCGGGGAUUCGGGAGUUUUCUGCUGCGGAGAAUGAGGUUGUACUAAGUGCUGGGUUACGGGAGGUGCUUGGGAUUGAGGGUGGGGAGCUUGAGGGUGUGAAUAAUGUCAAUGGGGAUAACAUGGAGGGAGAAGAUGUGGAGAGACAACCGACUCGAGCGCAAACAGAACCCGCGGUCGUUACUGUACAUGCGAAGCAAUUACCCAAGGGCACGUAUGUACGCCUACGUCCGCUUGAAGCUGGGUAUGACCCGGAGGACUGGAAAGCGCUGUUAGAGCGACACCUGCGUGACAAUUUUACGACUUUGACGACGGGUGAAAUCCUGACUGUACCCGGGACACGCAACGAGUCCUUCCGGUUCUUGCUGGACAAGGUAUUCCCCGAGGGGGACGGGAUUUGCGUCGUGGACACCGAUCUGGAGGUUGAUAUUGUGGCUCUAUCCGAAGAACAGGCCCGGGAGACCCUGCAGAAGCGCCUGGAGCGGGCAGCGCGAGCUCCCGGUACGACGAGUGGGAGCUCUGUAGGAGGUGUGCUUGCUACUGGGGAGGAGGUAGCUGCUCAAGUCCUGGCGGGGGAGUAUGUGGAUUACGAGCUUCGGGAGUGGAACCGAGAGGAUGAGCUGGAGAUUGAGCUUACGACGGAUGAGCCGAAUGUGUUUCUUUUUGUUAGUCCUCUUGGUUCGCGUCAGCAAGGUCGUCCGAGGACGGAUAUGCAUGUCUGGGGAGACUUUUCAAUGCAGUCUUCCAAGAGGUUUAAGAUACGGCCUACGAAUGUGGCGCUUGAGGGGGCGGAGGCUAUUUAUGUCUCUGCUUAUGCCAGUCCUUCAGAUUCGGGUGUUGAAUCCUCAACGCUAGCACAGCAAAAGCUUCCUCUCAGGUACAACCUACGGAUAACGACGAAUGCCGUGGACACGGUAGACGAGACGACAGAAACCGACGAGUCCACCGAGGAGUCUCACGCACCCGGCGAUGUCCAAUGCAAGAACUGUCAACAAUGGGUCCCAGAACGAACCCUCAUCCUCCACGAAAACUUCUGUCUACGCAAUAACAUCCUCUGCACACAAUGCGGCAACGUCUUCCAAAAACGGUCCCCCGAAUGGGAAAACCACUGGCACUGCCCGCACGACUCCUCCCACGGCAACGACACCACAAGCAAAGUAACCCACGACUCAAUAUACCACAAACCGUACACCUGCCCCGACUGCCCCGCCCAAUUCGAAGGCCUCCCCAAUCUCGCCCAGCACCGAACAACCUCAUGCCCGGGCAAACUAAUCCUCUGCCAAUUCUGCCACCUCCUCGUCCCGCAACAAGGAGAGUCCGAUCCAGACCUGCACGAUCCAGAAGUCCUCCUCUCAGGCCUAACACCACACGAACUCGUCGAUGGCGGAAGAACAACAGAAUGCCACCUCUGCAGCAAAAUCAUUCGUCUCCGAGAUAUGAACACGCAUCUCCGGCACCACGACCUAGAACGCGUAUCACGCCCUCCACCACGGAUCUGUCUCAAUCAAAACUGCGGGCGCACACUCACCAGCGCCAGCAACAAGUCCCUCGGUCUAUGCAAUAUCUGUUACGGACCUUUAUACGUCGACACAUACGACCCAGAAGGCAAAGCGCUGCGCCGCCGAAUCGAGCGACGCUAUCUCUCGCAAUUAAUGACAGGAUGCGGUAAACCCUGGUGUCAAAAUGCAUACUGCAAAACGGGCAAACAGAAGACAUCAACAGAGCCCGUGGCGCCAAUGAGUGUGGCGGAUAUAACCAAAGUGACACGUCCGCUCAUCGAACCUGUUACCGUUAAUCCCGACAUGACCAAUACAGCGCCGUUUUAUUUCUGCACAGAUGAGACGGGCCAGCAUCGGAGGAACUUGGCGGAGAUGGUUGCUGCGGAAGGUGUGGCUGGUGAUGUUGCAGGGAAGGCGUAUGAUUUGGCGUGGUGUGUUGCCGGUGCUGAAGCUGCUGGUGGGGAUUUGGAGAAGAUGAGGGAGUGGUUGGGGAAGUGGGCGCCUGUGAGGGGGGAGAUUGCGCGAUGA
Molecule: messenger RNA, 4017 nt
Organism: Penicillium subrubescens
Lineage: Eukaryota; Fungi; Ascomycota; Eurotiomycetes; Eurotiales; Aspergillaceae
Product: putative ubiquitin fusion degradation protein (Ufd1)
Exons: 5
Coding region: 1-4017 (1338 amino acids)
Cellular component (GO): VCP-NPL4-UFD1 AAA ATPase complex
Molecular function (GO): polyubiquitin modification-dependent protein binding
Source: RefSeq, a predicted model, not a curated record